AUGACGCGGGAAAUUACCAAGGACGAUCUAGCGGCAGCUGCUCGGGUUCGGCCAUUCUGUGCUGUUCAUUUCUUGAUAGAUGGCAAGACUGUCGUCAAAACCGGAGAGAACACUCGCCUGGCUGAAGCCAACACCAUGAGGUUCAUCCGUGAGAAUACGAAUAUCCCCGUCCCAGAGGUCUAUGACGCAUAUACGCAUGACGAAACCGGCCAUAGGCAUGACCAAUACUUCGAUGAUGAUAUUGGGGGCUAUGGACCGUACUCUACGGAAGAAGGUUUCAACCAGGGUUUAGUGCGGGCAUGGACAAAGGGGCGGGAGGACGAUAACUUUAUACGAUUCCUCUGCAAAACUCUACUUCACACGAUGCAGGGCCAUGAGUUCGUUAUGACUCAUAAUGACUUUGCGCCUCGUAAUAUUCUUGUCCGUGGAUCUCAAGUUGUGGCUAUUUUGGACUGGGAGCUCUCUGGUUAUUUCCCCGAGUACUGGGAGUUUGCAAAAGCACUUUGGAGGCCUGCUUGGGAUAGUCCUUGGAUGAAGGAUGAUCUUGUUGAGAGGGUUCUUGACCCAUAUUAUCAGCAAGCUUCUCUUAUUCUGAAUACAUCCUAUACUAUUUGGUAA
This is a messenger RNA of Metarhizium brunneum ARSEF 3297, 618 nucleotides long. RefSeq lists its product as uncharacterized. Lineage: Eukaryota; Fungi; Ascomycota; Sordariomycetes; Hypocreales; Clavicipitaceae. The record is from RefSeq and is a predicted model, not a curated record.